Funneliformis caledonium is the source of this 148-nucleotide messenger RNA. Lineage: Eukaryota; Fungi; Glomeromycota; Glomeromycetes; Glomerales; Glomeraceae. The record is from the annotation of a GenBank genome assembly.
AAUAACAUUACCAACAAUUAAACAUUGUCAUAAUACAUUAUUAUUAGGUAGAUUUGAGAGUAGUUUUGUAUUAUCAAACUUUAAUGAAUUCAUCAAUAAAUACAAAACUACUCAUUCUUUAGCAUUAGAAGUCAAAAAGGCAUUUGAU